Molecule: messenger RNA, 2474 nt
Organism: Helianthus annuus (common sunflower)
Lineage: Eukaryota; Viridiplantae; Streptophyta; Magnoliopsida; Asterales; Asteraceae
Exons: 2
Coding region: 688-1341 (217 amino acids)
Source: RefSeq, a predicted model, not a curated record
UGAAAUCCCAGACACAACCUUUCUGUACACUCCUCACCUUCACUCCCAUUUGUGAAGAAAAACCCUAAUACCCUAUUGUUCCCAGUCGACACCCCAUCUGUUCCCCUCUCUCUCGCGCAACACCUACUCCGGCGACGGAGCCGGAGGUGCCGGCUGGUGCCGGUUGUUCUUGUUCCGAUGUGAUCUCAACCCCAACCACAACCACAAACCUCCUCCUUCCUCUCCGAUCUAAACGAAACCCGGUCACCGGUGCCGGUCGUAUACCGGCCACUGUUGUGGCCAUGUUCUCCAGCGACAAACACACACCUGUAACCCCUCACCCGUUCGUGUCUGACCGGCGACGAAAGUGGUAGCGUCGUCACAGGCGGCGGCGGCGGCCGUUGUUUCCGUUGAAGAUGACGAUGAUGAUUAAACCGAUGACAGUGCUGGGGAUUGACGAAGGUGAUGGUGAUGUUAAUGGAUCGGAGCGGCGGACGGCUGACAGCGGGUCAGCCGUUCACGGUGGUGGCGGCGGUGGCACUUAUUUCCGACAAAAUCUUACGAAUGAGGAUGAUGAUGUUCAAGUGUAGGUAGCAAUAGUGGUGGUGCUAUUGAACCGGUUAGAGUUUUGGUCUCGGGUUUCAACCCGAGUCAGUCAUGGUCGCAUGAGUUCAGGUCAACAGGGGGUGUGACACCACUGUCCUUUUCAUGAAUGAACCAUUUCCAGAUAAUUCCAAAAAGGGGGAGAAGAUCAAGUGGAAGAAAAAGGGAAUUGAAGAUGGUAUCUACAUUGAACCUGAAAAGGAUAGCCAAACCAAAGCUGAUGUAUCAACACACACCACCUCACCACACACCACCACAACCACUGCCCUACCACCAUCAUCAUCUGUGAUCACAUCACCAUCACCAAAACCAAAUUCACCACCGAAAACAGCCACCCCAUCAUCUCCUCCUGCCAAAAAGCAGAAGACAGCAGAUGUUACAACAUCUGGUGUAAUGACAACAGUGGUUGAGACACCAGUUGUUUUAACAACUAUCAGUCAAUCUCAAACCACUGCCACCAAAAUCAAAACCACUGCUCUACCAUCACCAUCAUUACCACCUGCCAUAAAGCAGAAGACAACAGAUGUUACAACAUCUGUUGUAAUGACAACAAUGGUUGAAACACCAGUUAUUUCAACAUCUGUUAGUCAACCAUCUACCACUGCUCUCUCCAUUCCUACAUCACAACCAAAAUUCCCUUCAUCCAUAAAGCUUUACACCAGAAAAAGGAAACCAAUCUCGGACGAUGAGGACAUACAUGAUCCUAUGGCUGCAAAAUAUCCACUGGAACUAGAAGCUAUAAAAAAUGAGAUGAGAUAGUUCUACACUGAGGAUGAUCCUUCAAACAGAAGAUUUCCUUCACUCAUAGGCUUCAUAGUCCCAGAAGAUAUGGAUGAAUAUCUCAAGCUCAAAGCAAGGCAGGCUAAGAUAAGAGCCAAGAUUGAAUAUGGAGGUCAAAGUGACGAAGCCAUUUCUGAAAAAUUGGAAUUCUUGCUCACAAAAGUUAAGCAGAUGGAAGAUUAUGCACAAGAUCUAAGCAAAGAAAAAGCAGAUCAAUGAAAUAAAAUGAGAAAAGAAUAUCUUGCAUAUAUCAUGAAAGAAAAAUUCUACCCUGCUGAAGAAAAUCAAUUUGAAGAAUGCCCAAUAGUUGCUUUAAAGCAUGAGGCAAACAGGAUUGAAAGAACUAAAAAUGAUCCAAGAAAGAAGAGGACAGCUCCAAAUUGGAACAAAUACAAAAAGCUCAUCGCUGACCUCACAUUUGAAUAUAAAAGAAAGAAGCAAGAACUGGUGGAUGCAAAAGUGGACUCUGCCACAGCCAUAGCAAAAUAGACAAAGCAGUACACUGAGGAGGCUUAUGAAAGGCUUAAGAAAAGGAGGAUAACAGUCUCAGCCACUCCAAUCAAGCCCGGGUACAAAAAGCUGGAACAACAGAUAAAUGCUCUUCAAUCACUGGUCACAUCAGUAGAUAAUCCUAUCCUUGUGACAAACCAAGAAAAAGGGAAAUUGUUGACCAGUGAAGAAGUGAAAGAAAAGGAAGCCUAGUACUUCACAGAAGCCAUCAAGAAAAUGCAUCUAAAAGAAGACAGAUUAGCAAAGCUUCAAGACCUUGCCAAAAAGGUAUUAACCAAACCUACAUCACCAAAUGACUCAGCAGAAAUAUCAGACAUUGAGCCAGAUCAACAAAAGAGACAAGGGCAGAUUGAAAAAGAGACUGCAGAAGACAUAGCUGCAGCAAAUGAUGUCAUUGAAAUGGCCUUCAAACAAAUGUCUGAUAGCUUACAACUUUUCACAAGACCAAUAUCACCAAACUCAUCAGGAAAUAAAUAUCUCCCAAGAAACCCAUUAAGAUCAAAAAUACUAAAGUGGAUGUCUGAUCAAAAGACCCAUGUAUUGACCCUGGUCAGAUCCAAUGGUGAAGUGAAGUACAUAUCAAGGAAAGAAGCACUAGGUCU